This is a messenger RNA of Hyaloscypha bicolor E, 2160 nucleotides long. Its product is annotated as putative sugar transporter. Bases 286 to 1866 code for a protein of 526 amino acids. The transcript has 5 exons. The record is from RefSeq and is a predicted model, not a curated record. Gene Ontology annotation, biological process: carbohydrate transport; transmembrane transport. Gene Ontology annotation, cellular component: membrane. Gene Ontology annotation, molecular function: carbohydrate:proton symporter activity. NCBI's taxonomy places the organism in Eukaryota, Fungi, Ascomycota, Leotiomycetes, Helotiales, Hyaloscyphaceae.
CAGUGGUGAACGUCCCGACAAUAGAAAGCCAUUCAGCUGCUAUGCGCCCCGCGCCCCAUACCCCGCACAAUGGCCGUUCCUAGGACCCCCAGGGAUUCAGGCGUGUGGCACUCCUAAAUCAAAGCAAUUCUGAGGUCCAAGGUAUACCCAGCAAGAUGGCUUGUAGUGGGCCAGAGACAGCGGAAAGCUUGAUUGCAUAUAUAAUGCUUCCCGGCACAAGCCUAUAUUGGACGACAACCCUCGUUCUUUGCACGUUCCAAAAUAUCUCCGCAACCGUCUUCCACGAUGAAGUCCUUCAGAGAGCUUCCGUUUAUCAAGUACUUUACUCGAAAUUUAGCAAUUGCCACCCUUCUUAUCGGCAUGAGCGUCUUCAAUUAUGGCUUUGACAUGGCAGGCUACAACACCAUCCAGGCUAUGGAUCCCUUCAUCGAGCGUUUUGGAACCUACAACCCGACGACCAAGAAGUUCGCGAUCAGCCCCAAGAAUCUAAGCCUUUUGAAUUCUCUUCCACGCAUCACCUUCGGCUUGGGGAUCGUCAUGGGUGGUCUUCUAGGAGAGCGCUUUGGACGACGUCCCGUCUAUAUCUUGAUGCUCCUGAUUUGUGAGAUUGGCACGAUCAUCUCCUAUUUUGCCAAGAACUUUACACAAAUCCUCGCGGGGCGAAUGCUGAAUCAAAUGUACAUUGGAAUGGAAGGCUGGCUGGUUCCCAUGUUCCACGCAGAGAUUAUUCCAGCUCCAAUCCGUGGUGCCGUUGUUGUUGGCUACGUAUUCAACCAUAUCUUCGGCAGCUUUAUCAUGUCUUGUAUCACUUUCAAGACUUCACAAUGGGAUACCGACCAUUGUUGGCAAAUCCCCGUGGCGGUUAUGUUCAUCCUUCCUACCAUUGCUCUGGCGCUGUGCUGGUUUGUUCCCGAGUCGCCUCGGUGGCUUCUGCGUAGAGGCAAGGAUGAGAAAGCCUUGAAGAUGAUGCGGUACAUAUACGGAUCGAAUCCAGAAUAUGCUCCAGAACAGGAGAUGGCCUUGCUAAAAGCGUCACUGGAAAUAGAAGAGGAGAAAGGGACCUGGAAAGAACUUUUCGUUGGCACCAAUCUUCGCCGAACCUCUAUUAUCUUCUUCAUUCAAUCCUUCAACCAACUUACGGGCCAGGCGUUUGCAAGUGUAUACGGAACCAUCUUCAUCAAGAGUCUUGGGACCAUUAAUCCUUUCGCAUUUACCCUCAUCUCCAAUGGACUGGGCUGUAUCGCUCCAUUCGCUAAUUUCUUCCUCAUCGAGCCGAUGGGGAGACGCAAUAUGUAUCUUUGCUUUGGAACCCUCUCCGCUGCAUCUCUCAUUGCCUUGGGAGCACUCGGCCUUCGUUCCCCUACUUUUGGAGUUAAAGCUGGUAUUGUGUCCAUGAGUAUCAUAUAUCCAUUCUUCUACAUCAUGUCAUUUGGUGGCAUGGCGCCUGUUACAGGUGCAGAGGUACCCGCGCUCAGGCUGAGAGAUAAAGCAGCAAUCGUCGGAUGGAGCACACAAAACGUGAUGGCGUUUCUUGUCACAUUUACGGUCCCAUACCUUCUCCAAGCGCCAUAUGCAGCCCUGGGCUCAAAGGUUGGCUUUAUCUAUGGCGGUUUCUGCGUCAUGGCACUCCUGUGGGCGUGGUUCUGCUUCCCCGAGCUACGCGGUCGCUCGCUGGAGGAGAUCGAUGAAAUGUUUCAACUGAAAUUGCCAACACGACAAUUCAAGGCUUGGAAGUCAUCCGAUCCAGACAGCGUUGGUGCCAGGAUCACUAAUAUGGAAGGCCACACAGGUCACGCUGGACAUGCUUCUCAAGAGCCGAACGAAAAGAGGAUUGAUGUCGAUCAUGAAGAGGAGAUCGGUGCCUGAGAAAUUAGCAGAAAGUUGCGAUGUCGAAUAAUUUUUACGACAAAAGAAAUCAGAAGCGACGGGGCGAUUCUAGAUUGCAUCACAAUGCAACUUUCACCUCAUUUUGAAAGGUUUGGAUUUGAUUUAUAUGUACGCUACUGAAACCCAACAAAUUCGUUGUAAUCGUUUGUGGGAUCUAUGGGGCCACCAGGGCCAAGCUCAGCAAGUCCAUUGAGCCAAUCAAUGUUUAUACUAUUCCACCAAGUCUCAGGUAUUCCAGAGUUUGCUUGUAUGUUGGAAGCCGAAAUACUAGAC